AUGCUGGCGGGGGCGGGCUCUGCUGGGCUGCUGGCGGCGGCGGCUGCCCUGCUCCCCCUCUUCGCAGCGCCCGGCGGCCAGCGCGGACGGGUCCCAGGAGACAGUGGCAGCCUGAUGGUGGAGCUUAGUCCUUCCAGUCCACUCAUCCUCCCUGAGGAAUUUCACUUUAAGUCAUGGAUGCUGCAGAACAACAGGAAGUACAGUCUGGAGGAGUAUUACCAAAGGCUGCAGAUCUUUGUUGCCAAUAAGAGACGAAUUGACAGACACAAUGCUGGGAAUCAUACGUUUGAAAUGGGUCUAAACCAAUUUUCAGACAUGACAUUCACAGAAUUUAGAAAAAAAUAUCUUUGGAGUGAACCUCAGAACUGCUCGGCCACAAAAGGGAAUUUCCUGGCCAGCUCCGGGCCGUGUCCUUCCACUAUUGACUGGAGGAAAAAAGGAAACUAUGUGACCCCCGUGAAGAACCAGGGCGCAUGUGGCAGCUGCUGGACCUUUUCCACCACUGGGUGUUUAGAGUCUGCAAUUGCCAUAGCAACAGGAAAGCUACUGUCACUGGCAGAGCAACAGUUGGUUGACUGUGCUCAGGACUUCAAUAACCAUGGAUGCAGUGGGGGCCUGCCAAGCCAAGCUUUUGAGUACAUCCUAUAUAACAAAGGGCUCCAAGGAGAGGAUACGUAUCCUUACCAGGCUCAGAACGGCACCUGCAAAUUUCAGCCAGAAAAGGCUAUCGCUUUUGUCAAAGAUGUUGUCAAUAUCACCCUGUACGAUGAGCCGGGCAUGGUGGAAGCGGUGGGGAAGCAUAAUCCCAUUAGCUUUGCUUUUGAGGUGACUGAGGACUUUGUGAGAUACAGUAAAGGCAUUUACUCCAACCCAACGUGUGAUAAGACUCCAGACAAAGUGAACCAUGCAGUUCUGGCUGUGGGUUAUGGAGAAGAAAAUGGAACUCCCCAUUGGAUCGUUAAAAACUCUUGGGGCCCAUUGUGGGGCAUGGAUGGCUACUUCUAUAUUGAACGUGGCAAGAAUAUGUGUGGUCUCGCUGCAUGUGCAUCGUAUCCAAUUCCUCAGGUCUAAGACGGGGUCAAUGGCUGGGAAGAGUGGCCAAGGAGAGGAACCAGGCUAUUGUGUAGGAGUCUCCUAAACCCCAAAGUUCAGUACGUUGGAAAAAUGAGAGAUGGCAAAGGCCCACUAAGGUCCUGAUCCUGCAAUGAGCUCCACGCAGGCAGACUCCUGCAUUUGUGCAGUGCUCAUUGCAGGAGACAGACCUAAGUCACCUCCUCCAAAUACAUGUGUGUUUCUCUAUAGCAGAGGUUCUCAAACUAGGGUCCUUCCAGGGGGUCCGCGAGUCAUGUCUGGGGCCGCGGGCCCUGAUGAUCAACUCCUCCCCUUCCCUCCCACUGCCUCUUGCACACUGCAGAACCAGCACCCUCGGGGAGGGAGCAGAAAGAGGAGGGGCAGAGGUGGGGUGGAUGUGGGACCUUGGGGGAAAGGGUGGAGUGGGGACUGAGGCUGAGCGGGCGUUAAGCACCUCCAGGAAAAUUAGAAGCCAACUUGGGGGUCCAUGAAAAAUUUUAAAUCAAAAUGAGGGUCAUUGUGUUUCUAAAGUUUGAGAACCGCUGCUCUGUAGUAAAUUCUCCAGCAUUGUGGCAUGUUCCAUGGACAGGGCUGAGAGCCAGAAACUCAUGUCUUCUAAUCCCAGCUCAGAUCGAUUUACCAUGUGCUCUAGGGAAAGUCUCUGAGCCUCUUUGCCUCGGUUUCCCCUUUUGUAAAAUGGGGGUAAUACUACUUAACCUACCUCUCGGGGUGUGGUGAUGGUUGAUUAGAUAAUGUUUGUAAAGCAUUCCCUGGGCAGACUGUCCUGCAUGUCAGCAGAUCUCCCUUAUGGGAAAUGUGUAUUCUUCUGACAAAUGAUCUGUUUUUUAAUAAGUGCUAAGAAAUAUGUAAGAAAGCUGUGUCUAUUUUCAUUAAAUCUAAGAUUUGAUUAUUUUUACUAAAAUAAAGAAUAUUUUAAUGAAUAUUAAAAAGAAUCAAUGAUUUUCUAUUCAGUUAAGGAAAAAUCAGAAACCUUAAUGUCAGGCAUUUCAAUAUAUUCUGUUUUAAGAGGAGUCAUCAUGUAUGCAGAAGGCAUUUCAGCUGUGUGUCAUUUCCUGUUGCAGUAACACCACCAAGACAUUACUGUGUGUUAUGGAAAUGAAUAAAAACAACUUGUCAUUUUUGUGGUA
Messenger RNA from Chelonoidis abingdonii (Abingdon island giant tortoise), 2219 nucleotides. The record is from RefSeq and is a predicted model, not a curated record. NCBI's taxonomy places the organism in Eukaryota, Metazoa, Chordata, Testudines, Testudinidae.